AAGCCAUCUUAAUUCACUUGAUCCCAUCAGAGCUGCUUCUGUCUGGAGCAUGAGGGUGUGUUGUAAUGUGUUUUUCACAUGGGACGAAUGCUGACGACAGAUGGGGGCUGGAGAGCUGGGGCUGGACAGUGCUUUCCAGUUACAGCUCUUCAGAUCAAGACUUGGAGAAGGAGCACAGGAUCUGCCCCGUCUACCAAUCUCCUAGGAUGUCCAGACGCAGUCUUCGUCUGCACCCUAGUACAAGUUACUAUGGAGAUGACAGUGUGCUUGACUCAUCACUCCACAACAGUGCCAACUUACGCAUAGAUGACAAGAAUCUGCAUAGAAGGCCCAUUCGCUCUUGGUCGACAACAAUAUUUCAGGGUCCGAGGUCUGCUUCAACAUCAUUCCAGGAUUCCCAUAACAGCACGCUGAACAGCUUUGCACCCAGUGAUUCCUCUCUGCUGGAUGAGUCCUCUAUACAGGAGCACACACUAGUCGACAACUUUUGGGGUUUGGAUGAGGAUGGCGAUAUCAGGGCCCGACCACUGCGGCCACAACAGAAUAUAAGAGAGGCCUCAAUGCAGGUCUUUGAAGCUCAGAACGGCUACCUUGGAAGCAAAAGCACCAGAGACUACCAACCCUCUCGUGCUCCAAUCUCUGCCCGGCACACUGCUGCUGAUGCUGCUAGAGAUCAAGCAUCUUCAGCCGCAUCAUCUGGCAAAGCCGCCUUUGCUAACCCUACAGUAUAUGGCAGGGACAGCCACAGGCAAAAGCCAGGUGACGACUGCAAAAGGAAGCACAAUUUGGCAUCAAGUACCCAGUCUCCUCAGGAAUAUGUGCCUGCAGGGAAGACUGCCUCAGGAAGCUUCUGGUGGCUAGUCGAUCUCUUUUCCAAGUGUCUCCCAAUGUUUUCAAAGCUUCUAUUUCUUGUACCUUUCCUACUGUUCCUCGCCCUGUGGUACUGGGGUCCGUCCGGAUUGUUGGCCAUGCUGCCUGCUGCUUCGAGGACGUCCUCUCACCACACCCCACCAACCACUAAAACCUCCAUGAGCAACUCUGAGAAAGGUCAAACUUCUGCUGACACUGACUAUCAGCGGGUCUCUGUUCUGUCAACGGUAGAUUCUGAAAGGCUCAUACGCUUGGAAGACCGGAUGGCUCAGCUGUGGGAUCGAGUGGCAGGGGCUUUGCUCAGACAGGAAGAGCAGCACACAGAAGUGUUGAGUCUGUACAACACACUGCGAGUAGAGGUGCACAGGCACACUGACAGAGAAAGCAUGGGCAAGUGGAUCGGUGACAUGCUGGAGGAGAGAUUCAGCCACCUGCAGGGAGAGGUGGAGAAGGAGGCCAAGCACACCCAACAGCGUCGUGAAAAGCACACCGAAGAGCGUGAGACAGAGAAUACUCGACUUGCUGAAGCAGAGGCUCUCCUGCAGACUCUUGCUCGCAGAACUGAGGAGCUUCAGAGAAAACAAGACCCUGCUAAAAUGAAGGUGCCCGAGGCUGAGCUACGCACUCCAGAAUCCGACAGUGAGGAGUCAGAGGACACCACCUCCAGUGAACUUCUGCUGGUAGAGGUUAAGAGGCUGGAGGAGGGAUUGGCACACAUCAGAGAUGAUGUGCAGGGGUUGAUGGGUUGCAGAGACAGAUGUGAGCAGCUGAACUCUCUCCAGAGCUCGGUAUCGGAGCAGGUGGAGAGGGAAGUAAGGUCCAUGUUUUACGGCAGUGACCUGGCAGAUGAGCUGGAGCUACCUCAGUCUUUCCUGCAGUGGGUCUCUGAUCAGUUUGUGAACACCACUGAACUACAGGCUUCACUCAUUGCCCUGGAGCGCAACAUUCUUGGUAACCUGUCCCUUCAGAUAGGGGAGGGCCAGUCUCCUUCUAAAGAGACAAUCGCCCAAACUAUACGACAUGCUACUAGUGAGACGGGCCUCACUGAGGAAGAUGUAGAGUUGAUUGUGAAUAAUACUCUUAAACGGUACUCUGAAGACCGCACUGGUCUGGUGGAUUAUGCAAUGGAAGCUGGAGGAGGUAGCAUUAUUGGCACACGCUGCACAGUGUCCCACGAAUCCAAAACGGCAUUGCUGAGUCUGUUUGGUCUCCCGCUGUGGUAUUUCUCCCAGUCCCCACGUGUCGUAAUACAGCCUGAUGUGCAUCCUGGGAACUGUUGGGCGUUUAAAGGUUCAGAGGGUUAUCUGGUGAUCGGGUUGUCCAUGAUGAUCGUGCCUACAGCCUUUACUCUGGAGCAUAUCCCAAAAUCCCUGUCGCCCACCAGCAGCAUCAGCAGUGCCCCUCGAGAAUUCAAUGUAUAUGGUCUGGAUGACGAGUAUCAGGAAGAGGGACAGUUGCUCGGUCAGUUUGUUUUUGAAGAAGAUGGAGAUGCUCUUCAGACAUUCACGGUCACUGAGGAGGUCAUGAGAAGUUUUCAGAUCAUUGAGUUGCGAGUGUUGUCUAAUUGGGGUCAUCCAGAGUACACCUGUCUUUACCGUUUCCGGGUGCAUGGAAAGCUUGUUGAAGAGUAACUUACAACAGAAUAUAAUAAAUCUGUCAUGCACUGAAAACAUGGACUCAAGAAACAUAUAAUGUGCUAUAGGUCUAUACAGUUAGGACUACACUGAGGUUGUAUGAUAUAUAUAUAUAUAUAUAUAUAUAUAUACUGUAUGAAAUGAUUGCAUGCAGGUACAUAGACUGUUAUGCCUCAGUUCCAGAUACAGCAAUUGCACUUCUUACAUCAUAUACUUUUCCACCUCUGUCAUUGAUCCUUUUCUUCAUCAAGAAGUCUUUUUCUUUUCAGUUUAUUUUUUACUAUCCCAAUAUGGCUGAAAAUUGUUCACUAGCAAACAAAAUCCAUUGACAAAACUCUCUGAACUAUACACAAACCAGUGAAGAUGUAUUUUAUGUCAAAUGUAAAUAUUGUCACUAGGUUCUCUAAAUUUGAGCAGUUAGUUUAGUUAGUUUGUUUGUUUUAGUUUGUUUUUGCUGUCUGGUGAAUGCUCUAUUUAAGAAUGGCUUAAAAUAAAUCACUGUUUGUUUAUAUGUGUUAUUAUAAGCAAGAUUGUAUUGUGUAUUUUUGUAAAUGCUUUUCAUAAUCUUUAUGCAAAUUAUUUUGUAAUUGCUAUUUGUUCUGUACAGGAUGGCUUUUCAGAUAAAAUCUUUUUUACAUGGAUAAGGAUGGGCAUUAAUUUAAUUUUAUCAAAUGAAGUUUAGAGUCUAAAUAAAUGCUUCAUAUUACUAGGGCUAAGUUACAAACCACAAAUGAAUACAUUUAAUUAUAAUAUAUCAAAGUAAAUAUACAACCGCUUUCAAGGUAACAAUAAUGAGCGUUAACACAAGUUUUGUAUGGUAUAUAGUCAAAUACAUGACAUUACACUAAAAUGAAACAACUAUUAAAUUAAAAGAAACAGGAAGAAAUUAAACAUUCAUACAAGUGGAAGGCUAUGUACACUAAAAGGUCUUUUGAAUUGUACUAUCAAAAAGCUGUCACUUAUUUGUGUAUGUAUUUUUUGCAACAUUCUGAUAAUUGCAGAUGUAUUACUAUGAAAGAAAAUAAUGUCUUUGAGAUUUAAGGUCUGGGUUGUUUCAGAAGGCCUAAUGGAUGAGAGCAAUUGUCGAUAAUUGAAUCUGUAAGUCAGACAUGGUGUACAGGCCUGCAUGUAACAUUAAAUCUUAAAGUCAAACGUUUAACUUGUAUUUAAAAAAAAAGUACAAGAGGGUAAAUCAAAAGGAAACUGACAAAGUUCUCAUAGCUUUAUGAUUUUUUACAUUUUGUAAUGUUUGAAUAAAAUCUGUCUUAAACUGUGCACAUUUAGGUACUUCUUCCUAUUUACAUUUAUGUAUGUAAUAUUUACCAUAAGUAAAGGUUAAUAAAGCUACAGUGGUGUGCACAGACCUCAGCUGGGGCAGAAGUGUGAAAAAGGCACUGAAUUUAUUUUUGAAUGAGUUCAUACACAUAAAUAGUUAAGCAUUUUUGUAAUUAUAUAAAUAUUAAA
Molecule: messenger RNA, 3968 nt
Organism: Xyrauchen texanus (razorback sucker)
Lineage: Eukaryota; Metazoa; Chordata; Actinopteri; Cypriniformes; Catostomidae
Gene: sun1a
Product: Sad1 and UNC84 domain containing 1a
Exons: 19
Coding region: 66-2501 (811 amino acids)
Biological process (GO): nuclear envelope organization
Cellular component (GO): meiotic nuclear membrane microtubule tethering complex; nuclear envelope
Molecular function (GO): protein-membrane adaptor activity
Source: RefSeq, a predicted model, not a curated record